UACGAGCAAACUGCAAAACGGCUAUUCCAGCCUGGAAAAGAAGCCAUGCCCAUGAUUCUCUCAAGUCCUCUUCUGUCGAAGCCAUCGUUUCUCUCAUAUUCCAGGGUAGGAAUUUUCUCCACUCAAAAGAAGAAAAAUGCAUUUUGCUGCUUGAGUCACAGCUUGAAAGAUAACGGAGUGCAGAACAGAUAUGUAUCCCAUCAGGAGGGAAACUCAAGUCGUAGGUUUCUUCUUUUCCUUUUGGUCUCAUCAGGCCUGUCUCCAACCUUGUCUUCCUCUGGAAAGACCAAGAGUAAGAACCCCUAUGAUGAAAAACGCUUGCUAGAACAGAAUAAAAGGAGACAGAAAGAGAACAAUGCUCCCGAUGACUUUCCAAAUUUCAUCAGAGAAGGUUUUGAGGUUAAGGUUGUAGCUUCAGAGGAUUAUAAAAAGAGUGAUUCAGGGCUUGUAUACCGGGAUUAUGAAGUUGGUAAAGGUGAUUGCCCAAAGGCUGGUCAACAGGUCACUUUUCACUAUAUUGGUUAUAAUGAGUCAGGCCGGCGCAUUGAUAGCACCUAUAUACAGGGUGCUCCUGCCAGAAUCCGCAUGGGAACUAAUGCAGUGGUUCCAGGAUUUGAGGAAGGAAUUAGGGACAUGAGGCCAGGGGGGAAGAGAAGGAUAAUCAUUCCUCCAGAACUUGGACCACCGGUAGGGCCUUCGACAUUUUUCAGCUCAAAACAGUUCGAAGUUUUUGACAUUGAAUUACUCAGCAUUCAGAACUGUCAAAGGAGAACCAUAGCUUUUUAUUCUGAUUUUGUAUGCAAUUGAGUGAUGGGAAAAUUUUGGAAAAUCAGUCUCUGUUCCUUGUCCUUGAAACGGGCCUCACUUGAAAAGUUGAUUAUGUAAUAUAUCUGAUUCUUUUUCAAGAACUA
This is a messenger RNA of Theobroma cacao (cacao), 911 nucleotides long. RefSeq names its product FKBP-like peptidyl-prolyl cis-trans isomerase family protein. Lineage: Eukaryota; Viridiplantae; Streptophyta; Magnoliopsida; Malvales; Malvaceae. The record is from RefSeq and is a predicted model, not a curated record. Gene Ontology annotation, molecular function: peptidyl-prolyl cis-trans isomerase activity.